This is a messenger RNA of Synchytrium microbalum, 1434 nucleotides long. RefSeq lists its product as uncharacterized. The transcript is spliced from 15 exons. Lineage: Eukaryota; Fungi; Chytridiomycota; Chytridiomycetes; Synchytriales; Synchytriaceae. Bases 1 to 1434 code for a protein of 477 amino acids. Gene Ontology annotation, molecular function: acyltransferase activity, transferring groups other than amino-acyl groups. The record is from RefSeq and is a predicted model, not a curated record.
AUGAGUUCUGCCAAAGACUUCAGAAAGGCCUACGUCGUCGGACUUGGCAUGACCUCGUUCGAUAAACCUGGCAAAAACAGCAAAGAUUACGUUGACUACGCUUUGGAAUCUGGUACCAAGGCUCUCUUGGAUGCUGGUUUGACUUACGACUCAGUCGAAUUCGCAGCUGUCGGAUACGUUUACGGUGACUCAACCUGUGGACAACGUGCCCUCUACCAAUUGGGUUUGACUCAAAUCCCAAUCAUGAACGUUAACAACAACUGUUCUACUGGAUCUACUGCCUUGUUCUUGGCUCGUCAAGCCGUUGCUGGUGGUAUGGCUGAAUGUGCCAUGGCUCUCGGUUUUGAAAAGAUGGCACCUGGAAGUCUCCCAGCUUCUCGAUUCCCUGACCGUGAAAACCCCGGUGCAGUCGGUGGUCGUUUGAUGGCUGAAAUCUUCACCAUGAACCCCAAGGCCCCUGGUGCUCCCCAAAUCUUUGGUAACGCCGGUAUUGAAUACUGUAACGAGCACCCAACCACCAAAAACGAACACAUGGACAUGAUUGCCCAAAAGAACCAUGCUCACUCAACCUUGAACCCAUACUCUCAAUUCAAGGACUUCUGGACCUUGGAACAAGUCCACAACGCCCGUACCAUCCACCCACCUCUCACUCUCCUCCACUGCUCCCCAACAUCCGAUGGUUCAGCUUGUGCCAUCGUAUGUUCCGAAGCUUUCGUCAAGAAGCACGGUUUGGAACCCCAAGCUGUUGAAAUCUCGGCUCAAGUAAUGGCUACCGACUCUGGCCGUGCUUUCGCUGUCUCUGGCAAACCAAUCAGCGCUCAAGAAAUCGCUGGUGCUGACAUGACCAGAAGGGCUGCCAAGGAUGCAUUCAAGAUUGCAAAGAUCCAGGCCAAGGAUAUUGAUAUUGUUGAAUUACAUGACUGUUUCUCUGCUAACGAGCUCAUCACUUACGAUGCUCUUGGAAUCUGCCCACCUGGAGGUGCUGGUCCAUGGGUCGCUUCUGGUGCUCCAUACCACCCCAAGUUCUCUCCAGCUGGCUCCAAGCUCGGUGCCAACAAGCGAGUACCAGUCAACGUUUCUGGUGGUUUGAUCUCCAAGGGACACCCUCUCGGAGCUACUGGAUUAGCCCAAUGCUGUGAACUCAACUGGCAAUUACGUGGAUGGGCCGGUGAACGUCAAAUCCAAAACGUGAAGUACGCUUUACAACACAACGUUGGUCUCGGUGGUGCCGUCGUCGUAACUGUAUACUCCAAGGCCUUCCCCAACGCCAAACCCAGCGCCAGCUACGUUGACCCUCGAGCCCGUGUCGGAUACAACCCUGCCACUGAAUGCCGCACCAUCUCCAAGGAAGACGUUGCCAAGGUCGUCUCAAAGACUGGUGCCAUUGCUCCUCGUAAACAAUUUGUCAUGAGAGGAGAACAAGCUUCCUUGUAA